Boleophthalmus pectinirostris (great blue-spotted mudskipper) is the source of this 1285-nucleotide messenger RNA. It is a transcript of the gene rdh1, whose product is annotated as retinol dehydrogenase 1. The record is from RefSeq and is a predicted model, not a curated record. Bases 227 to 1213 code for a protein of 328 amino acids. The transcript is spliced from 6 exons. NCBI's taxonomy places the organism in Eukaryota, Metazoa, Chordata, Actinopteri, Gobiiformes, Gobiidae.
GCACUUAUCAGAGGACGUGUGUGUAGUCGUCUGUGUAGUCGUGUGUGUUUUUUUUUUUUUUUUUUUUUUUUUUUUUGCAAUUACACAACUGUCUGUCGUGGUGGACCUUGGCACCAGAUCAACUAAAGACGAGCCGAGUCUACGAACAGCCGCCGUCUCCAGACCACGGAAGCGCAGAUUUGUACUCAUUGCAUGCAGAUCAAAAUACAUCAAAAGCAGUUUUUAAAUGGAUUUUUUAGAGAUAAUCCAGUCUCACCUGCUACUGUCCUCCCUUACCUUCCUGACCAUCACCUUCUUAGUCUUGCGCUUCAUCCGCGACUCCUUUAAAGUGGAUCAGCUCACCCAGAGACAUGUGCUGAUCACGGGCUGCGACAGUGGCUUUGGGAACCUCCUGGCCCGGCAGCUGGACGCUAAGGGCAUCCCUGUGAUCGCCGCCUGUUUCACGGAGAAGGGUGCGGUGGAUUUGUCAGCCGUCACCUCCUCCAGACUCAAGACGGUGCCGCUGAACGUUGCAGACAGCGCGAGCAUCAAGAAGGCUGUGGAGUUUGUGAGUUCAGAGGUCGGAUCUAGAGGUCUGUGGGGUCUGGUCAAUAAUGCCGGUAUUUCCAUCCCCGCUGGUCCAACCGAGUGGAUGAAGCUCGAGGAUUUCACCAAGAUUCUGGAUGUGAAUCUUUUGGGUGUUAUUGAUGUAACUCUUCACUUUCUGCCCCUCCUGAAAAAGGCCAAGGGCAGAGUGGUCAACGUGGCCAGCAUUUUUGGCCGACUGUCUCUCAUAGGAGGAGGGUACUGUCUGUCCAAGUACGGUGUGGAGGCUUUUUCUGACAGUCUCAGGUUAGAUAUGCAUCACUUCGGCAUAAAAGUGAGCAUUAUUGAGCCAGGAUUUUUCAAAACCGCUGUGACCAGUUCCGAAGCUAUUAAGAGUGAUGUCCAAAGACUGUGGAAUCGCCUGCCACAAGAAGUCAAGGACAGCUAUGGGGAAGAUUACAUGCAAAGAUAUUCAAAAUCCCAGGACUUCACUUUGGACCUCCUUUGUAGUUCAGACCUCUCUAAAGUGACUAACUGUAUGGAGCACGCCCUGACUGCGUACUACCCUAGGACCAGAUAUGGGGCAGGCUGGGAUGCAAAGUUCGUCUGGAUUCCUCUGUCCUACCUCCCAUCUUUUAUGGCAGAUUUUGUGGUUAAAGUACUUGUUCCUGCGCCCAAAGGUUUAUGAAAAAGUGACAGUGGAAGCAAACAAGGCAGGAAAGUGUUUAAGUUCCUGAAUAAAAUAAAUAUUCUACUUGUA